AUGUCCCCCCGCACAGUCGCAGUCUACGGCGCCACCGGCAACAUCGGUGCGCCGCUCAUCAAGGCGCUCUACCCGCGCCACCAGGCGGGCGAGAUCAAGCUCGUCGUGAUCCACCGCGCGGGCUCCAAGCUGGACAACGUCCCCGCCGAGAUCGAGCGCCGCGUGCUCGACUACGCUAGCGCCACCGAGGCGCAGGUGCACGACGCGCUGCGCGACGUCAACAUCCUCCUCGCGGCGACGUACAACACUACCCGCGAGCAGGACGCCGCGUUCGCCAAGGCCCUCUCAACCCUCCCCAACAAGGCCUCGUUCCGCUUCUUCUUCUCCGACUACUCGGUCCGCUGGACGCCCGAGGAGGAGGCGACCAUCACCGAGUCCAAGUUCUUCAUCCGCAACACGGCGCGCGACCUCGGCGUCAAGGUCACGGGCAUCCAGAACGGCCUGUUUGAGGACUUCUUCUUCUUCCCCGGCUUCUUGGGCCCCGACGCGCGUGCGAACAAGCUCACGACGGCGCCGGGCGCCUUUGACAAGUCGUUCCCCAUCACGUCUACGCCGUGGCUCGCCGAGGCCGUCGCGCAGAUCGUGAGCGAGACGCCCCUCGACGAGAUCAAGGACCAGUACACCGUCGUCGAGCAGUGGGUCACCGGCCCCGAGCUCGUCGCGGCCUUCACCAAGGUCCACGGAGAGAAGCCCAAGCUCGCAGAGUUCACCCCCGAGGAGGACGCGGCGCGCAUUGCUGGCGGCGGCCCCCCUGCCCUCGGUGUCCUACUCGGCAAGAAGUGGGCCUCGGGCGUGUUCCCCCCCGGCAACGAGUUCACCCCCAAGGGCCUCACCGCCCGCACCAUCGACCAGGCCGUCGAGACCAACUCGAAGUAA
Vanrija pseudolonga is the source of this 876-nucleotide messenger RNA. RefSeq lists its product as uncharacterized. The record is from RefSeq and is a predicted model, not a curated record. The transcript has a single exon. NCBI's taxonomy places the organism in Eukaryota, Fungi, Basidiomycota, Tremellomycetes, Trichosporonales, Trichosporonaceae. Bases 1 to 876 code for a protein of 291 amino acids.